Entamoeba invadens IP1 is the source of this 363-nucleotide messenger RNA. RefSeq names its product protein serine/threonine kinase, putative. Gene Ontology annotation, biological process: protein phosphorylation. The transcript has 2 exons. Gene Ontology annotation, molecular function: ATP binding; protein kinase activity. The record is from RefSeq and is a predicted model, not a curated record. Lineage: Eukaryota; Evosea; Mastigamoebida; Endamoebidae. Bases 1 to 363 code for a protein of 120 amino acids.
AUGUGGAGCCACCCAUAUCGACAAUUCCAAAGGGCAAAGCUCUUGAAUUUGAAAUUGGUUUUAAUUUCAGUUGAUAUGAAAACGGGAGUGAUAACAGAACUUCCAAUUGCUAUUAGAGCAGAGACUGAACUAUCAAGUCGGCUUGAUCCAGAAGAAAUCAAUGAAGAAAAGAAAUUGGGCGAAGGUUCAUUUGGAGUGGUAUUCAAAGGUAACUUCAGAGGAAAUAUUGUCGCAAUAAAGAAGAUGAAGGUGGGUGGGAAAGACAAGAAGUCGAUUGAAGACUUUGAAAAUGAAGUGUCGAUGCUUGAAAAGUUCCGCAGUGAAUAUCGUGUAUUUUUUUGGGGCGGUAUUCAUCCCAAAUAA